Molecule: messenger RNA, 255 nt
Organism: Cokeromyces recurvatus
Lineage: Eukaryota; Fungi; Mucoromycota; Mucoromycetes; Mucorales; Mucoraceae
Exons: 1
Source: RefSeq, a predicted model, not a curated record
CUUGUCGAACAAAAUUCAUCAUUGAAGAAAGAAGUUGCGCUUGCCGAGCGUAAAUUAAUUGCACGUAAUGAACGUAUCCAAACUCUCGAAGCUCUUUUACAAGAUGCUCAAGAAAAAUUAAUUAGUCAAAAUCAGAAAUUCGAAGUUCAACUCCAAGCUGUUCGUGAACGUCUUGAACAAGCUCGAUCACAAAAGUCACAAACCUCAAUGGCUUUAAACUUUGGUCGUGUUGCUAAACCUCUUCGUGGAGGCGGU